Stylophora pistillata is the source of this 2340-nucleotide messenger RNA. Its product is annotated as transmembrane prolyl 4-hydroxylase. Gene Ontology annotation, cellular component: endoplasmic reticulum. The record is from RefSeq and is a predicted model, not a curated record. Gene Ontology annotation, molecular function: procollagen-proline 4-dioxygenase activity; calcium ion binding; L-ascorbic acid binding. Gene Ontology annotation, biological process: peptidyl-proline hydroxylation to 4-hydroxy-L-proline. NCBI's taxonomy places the organism in Eukaryota, Metazoa, Cnidaria, Anthozoa, Scleractinia, Pocilloporidae.
GCGAUAAAUAAUGACGUUGUUUAGUCUGCGAUGGAAGUUUUGUCUUCUCUGCUGUCUUUUAGCUUUGUCAGCUUACUGCGAAAAGCAACCCAGUAAUCGAACAUAUAACGUGUGUAGUUUUGUACGGGAGGGACAAAGAUGCGACUUCAAAAAGUUCGAUUCAAGCGGAGACGAACCAUGCAUCAUCGGAAGAAAGGCUGGUUUGACAAGAAUAAAUGGAGUUAAAGUUGGUCACAUUGAAGAUGUUGAUCUUGGUGAUAUUGUGAGAAAGCGUAGAACAAGUGCUAUGAAGCCUCUUUUGUUUGAAAUUCCGAAUUUUCUAUCUGAUGAAGAGUGUGACCACAUGAUUGACCUUGCGGAAAGGGAACGCUUUGUUACCAGUACAGCUAAGGGAGGACUGCAGUCCUGGAGUGAAUUUGAAAUCCCUGACAUCAGAAAUGGACCGUUGCAUGUUGAUUAUUUUCAAUAUUUGGAUAGGGACAAAAAUGGAAAAAUAACUAUCGAGGAGUCUGAUCUACUUGCUGGUAUGUUUGUUUACUUGCUUGCUUGCUUACAGCUCCAUAAUGUGAAUAUCACGGAAUUAGACGACGGAUUUGCUACAAUUGAUGAAUUCAAAACGAUGAAUUCCCUUGGGUUAACGGAUUUGAUGUCAGCAAUGUCAAUGUCACACCCGCUUCACAGGCCGCGGUACAGUGAUCAGACUUGGGUCAACCAGAGAGCUUUGGACGAUCCAGUUUUAAACAAAGUGAUAGAAAGAGUUGUAGAACUCACCAGGCUCUCUCGAGAAAUCAUCUAUGGCAGUGAGAGGAUUCAGAUCGUCCGUUAUGGAAAACAUGGUCAUUACCAUGCACACUUUGAUUCUGAGACGGACAAAAGAACAGACAAAAGGUGCUGCCAGCUUCAUGAAGAUGUGGUGCAAGCCUUUAAUAAAGAUGAAGGCUGUAGGCUUUGCAGAUACAUAACAAUUCUCUUCUAUCUCAAUGACGUCGAGGAAGGAGGAGAAACUGCUUUCCCUAUGGCCGACAAUGUCACUCUUAGCAUGGAGUAUCUGACUUCAAGUCGUGGUGAUGUGGACUACUUCAACCUUAGCCAUAACUGCCACCAGGGUCUGGCGAUCAGUCCACGAAAAGGAACAGCAAUAAUGUGGUAUAAUCACUUAUUAGACGAUGAAAGCGGUUGGAUGGGUGCCAGAGACGAUUUUAGUUUACACGGUGGUUGUGAUAUAAAGAAGGGAGAGAAAUGGAUCGCUAAUCUAUGGAUAACUGCGCCUUACAAAGAUGGAGCUCACAUUCCUAGUUCCUGGCUUAGAAAGUUUGAUGUUAUAUAGAGCUGAUAACAUUAUCAGAGAGAUCGCCCCCUUUUUUUGGAAUUAGACAGAAAGUGUCCGAAUGCCUUAUUUUGUCUUCGUAUAUUUCUUAGUCUCUGGGAUGAUAUUUUAAACAUGGGUCACAGAGCACGUAAAAGGACCGCUCGUAGUCAUGAGUAUAUAGGUCAAUUUUUUACCUUCGUAUAUUCAACAACUGUUCCAUGAACGCCGAGUUGGCUAUAACCAAUCUACGAUCCAACAAGUGCGAAUGGAAUAUACACGCGAAAUUGGUUUAUUAAAUGUCAUUAAAUCCUGAACGUAUGGAAAUUUGGAGCUUUUUUCAGCUCCGCAACAGUUGGUGCAAUGCAUUUACAAGGUGACUGGGAGUCAGUAAGCCGAUAACCGUAGUUGAGUGAACCAGUCAUAACUUUGGAAAUGCAAUUUUCGGAGGUUAAAAUUUAAUAAAUCUAAGUAUACGUCAAUUGCAGUGAAGAAGCCUUUGGUUUAUAUACUUUGAUUGGGAAAAUGUUUCGCAGUCCCAACUGAUUAAUUUUCAAAUUAAAUGUACCUUUGUUCGACAGCCUGGGAUGCGAUACGACGGAUGCCAACGUUAAAAUCGAAGUAAACUACACUUUCAUUAAAGCUCGGUUUGUGACGAUGAUACGGUUUAUGGUUAAUCAUGACGGUGUAAGCGAUGAUACAUUUAGGCUAGUGCAGUUUACAAUUUACUAAAAGACAAGAUUACCCUGACGGAUACGCUUUCACAAACUAGUGAAAAGAGAUAUAAAAAAUAAAGGAAAGUACAAUGAUUAACAAAGAAAAAAAAGCAUUAAUUUAUUACACGUGCACCCUUACCUGAUGACAUCUGCACGUGAAAUUCGUUGGUAGCACUACAGUUUUCGUUAAUUGUAUGAAUAAUUUGCAGUUAGAACACUCCACCAUUAUAGCUAGGUUACAGUCGCAUUAUAUAUAUAGACAGGGUUAAAGAAUAACAAGCUUUAUUACACGACUCGGGCGGUCAGAGGGCCAAUAAC